AUGCUAUUUAGCAACAUUUUUUACAACGUAUCACGGCGGUGUAAAGAGAAGAACAUUUUAUACCUCAUCAAAAAAGGGAAAUUUUUCUCCACAGAAAGGAGUGUUUUGCCAGAAAAACGCAGAGGCAUCAUGGGGGAAAACCCUCCCCCCGUUGGUAAUCCUCAACCGGUAUAUAAAAGCUACAAGGGUCAUGAUCUAAGCAUAGUAUAUGAAAAUGAGUUCUUCUUGGUGGUGAAUAAGCCUUAUGACAUAAAGUUGGAAAAGGGGAAGCUGGACGAUAUAUACCCCUCCGUGGAAACGCUUCUUCGGCAGAAGACCAACUUGGAUGUGUUCAGAAUUUGCGGGCAGCUGGACUACGCCACGAGCGGCCUCCUAAUCAUCGCCAAAGACAAACUCAGCUGCAACAUCCUAAACUACAACAUAGAAAGCAAGCGCAUAAGCAAAAUAUACCUAGCCAUGUUGUACGGACACCUACCCCUAGGAAUUCUCCAUGUAAAUACACCUAUAAGUAAAGUAAAGAAUAAUUUUAAAAUGAAAUUAUGUUACAACUAUAAUGACUACUAUGACAAUGGAAAAUAUUGCUACAGUUUAAUUUAUCCGUAUAAACAGUGCUACUUAAAUAAUCAGAAGGUAACUCUGUGUGAGCUUCGGACGGUUACGGGGAGGAGGCACCAGCUAAGGCUUCAUGCCCUUUGUCUAGGCAGCGGGAUUGUGGGAGAUGAAACGUACUUUGAGGAUAUGAUAAGUAAUAAGUAUAAAAUUAGUUGUACUUCCAACCCGCGUGACGUACAAAUAGGAGCGUUUACUCAGGGUGACAAACAGGAGCGGUUCCUUCAUGCGGAAGAGGGAACAAUCACCAAAAUUGACGCCGAGCGGAUGAUGCUGCACUGCUGGAUUAUCCUAAAAAAUAAAGAGGACCAAAAGAAGGAGCUUAAAAAAACAGAAGACAUAAACAUGUUGGAAAAAAAAAUAUUCGAUAGGGAUUACAUCAUCUGCUCAGAUGAAAUAAGUAAAUUUGUUAAUGAGGAAGAAAGGACGUAUGAACAGUGUGUUCUAAAAAACGACGACAUAAUAAAUGAUAAUUUUGUUAAUUACAAUGUUAGGAAUAUAAAUAAAAAUAUAAAAAAUAUUGAUAGAAGGUUAAACAGGGGGAAAUAUGACCCCUUGUUGAGGAGUCCCGACGCAGUGGAAAAAUUAAACAGAUUGGACGGCUCACAUUUCUUGAACAGGGAAGAGCCAGACGAAAAUGGAAGGAGAGAAAAUAACUCACAGGGGAAGGGAGCUACUGAGAAGGGACAGCUGCAUCAGACAGAUAAUAUUAUACCUACAGAGGAACACACCGAGCAGCCUUCACACCCAAGCAAUGUGCAAACCGUUGAUGUAACGGGCACCUUUAUAAAUGCCCAAAAGGUUGAUAAAAAUGCCAUUUAUUUGGUGAAAAAUGACAGGUAUGAAAAUCCAAACCUCUUGUUUGACGACAUUCACGACAGUGUUAAUAAAUUUAAUUGGGGCUAA
Molecule: messenger RNA, 1515 nt
Organism: Plasmodium coatneyi
Lineage: Eukaryota; Apicomplexa; Aconoidasida; Haemosporida; Plasmodiidae
Product: Ribosomal large subunit pseudouridylate synthase
Exons: 2
Coding region: 1-1515 (504 amino acids)
Biological process (GO): pseudouridine synthesis
Molecular function (GO): pseudouridine synthase activity; RNA binding
Source: RefSeq, a predicted model, not a curated record